Molecule: messenger RNA, 1556 nt
Organism: Aspergillus alliaceus
Lineage: Eukaryota; Fungi; Ascomycota; Eurotiomycetes; Eurotiales; Aspergillaceae
Product: alpha/beta hydrolase
Exons: 1
Coding region: 459-1421 (320 amino acids)
Molecular function (GO): hydrolase activity
Source: RefSeq, a predicted model, not a curated record
AGUUAAAAUGCUAUAUUCUAUAUUAUCUCACUUAAUUCUAAUCGCUAUAGAAUAGAAACAAUUUUUAUGCUUACAUUUUAACAGAUACAUAUAUAGAGCCCUCCAUUUCCCCGAACCCUGAUAAGUGGCGAGCCGUAUAUUGCACGGCACCCGCGUAGAUGUAGAUAUGUCAGAGCGAACAGUCUUGCACAGAAGACCACAGUGAAUAUCCAUACCUUAUACAACCUAGAGUGGCCCCACGGAGCACAGAGUUAGUAAUAACUUAGGCGGACACUCGCAAAUCCCCCCACGCGGGGACUGGAUAUCCAUGGAUGAGUACCUGGGUUUAAAACACAGGUAACCCGGCCAGUUCACACAUCCUCAAUCAAACAACCACCUCCUACCUUGUACUGUAUUAUUCCUACAACUUCCUUAUCCUUCCCUACACAUACAAGUUUUUAGACAAAGAACCCGUGAAAAUGUCCCUCAGCUACGAUCCGGAGUUUCUCAAGGCUGCGGGCGGGAUCCUGUCGGCCAUGGCAGCUGCCCCAAAGCCGGCGGUGCAUGAGAUCGAGCCUCGACGAAAGGCCAACACCGCCUACUACGCAGCGUCGUUCGAGGCUCUCCCCGAAGCACCGGACGUCGAGCAAACGACUCACCAGUUCCAGUCGUAUGAUGGGCAGACUAUUCCGAUACAUCGCUUUGCGAUCAAGAAGCCUAUCUCUACGGCCCCGGGGCCGGCUAUCCUCCAUACGCACGGAGGGGGCAUGUUCCAGUUCGAUGUUAAUCUGUUUAAAAGGGCGCUCAGUGACCAGGUCCAGCGUACGGGUGUGCAGGUCUUCUCGGUUGAUUACCGGUUAGCACCGGAGAAGCCGUACCCGACGCCGGCCGAGGACUGCUACACGGGACUCAAGUGGUUGUACGAGCAUGCGGACGAGUUCACGGUGGACAAGAGCCGCAUCGCCACGAUGGGCGAAAGCGCCGGCGGGAACCUGGCUGCGGCGCUGGCUUUGAUGGCGCGGGACCGAGGCUUGUCGCCGCCCCUGGCGAAACAGAUACUGAUCUACCCGAUGCUGGACGACCGUACGACGGUGCCGAACCCUGCGCUGGAGCCGCAGGCUCUGUGGAACACCGAGGAUAACAUCACUGGCUGGGCGGCACUCCUGGGUCAAAACUUCGGCACGGACAAUGUCUCGCCGUAUGCAGCGCCCGCGCGUGCCCGGAGCGUGGAAGGUUUACCUCCUACAUAUAUCGAUGUGGGUGAAUUGGAUAUCUUUCGCGAUGAGGAUAUUGCCUAUGCUGCGCGGAUUGCGGCUGCGAAUAUAAGCCUGGAGUUUCAUGUGUAUCCGGGCUUACCGCAUGCUUUUGAGGUAUAUGGUAGUAGUGCGGAGGCGUCGCAGAGGGCGUUUGCGAACCGGUUCAAGGCAAUUUUAGAGGUGUAAGCGACGUAAAGUGAGUAAAUGAAUAAACACAAUGCAAGCCUUGGUGCCAUUGAUCAUUCCGCGGGAGUAAGCAAGGCGUCCCUGUCAUCCUUAAGUAGAAGAGCUGCUCGUCUAGGCUACACGAUACUUUCAUGG